AUGGACCUCCCAGUCGACGUCUUAGCAGAAAUAUUCAGCGCACACGUCCAGGGAGAAGAACUCAAGCGGCAGAAGCAAGCCGCACUCUGCCAGCGGUCUCCAUCACCUCUGGCCAGCCUGUGCUUAUCGCAUGUAUGCAGACAAUGGCGUCUCGCAGCGUUUUCGACUCCGGAAAUAUGGAGAUAUAUCCAUAUUGACCUGACGUGUUGCAGCCAGGCGAUGGGCGUCGCUCGGCCGGUCUAUCUUCCGCGGUUCGCCCUCUGGUCUCUGCAGCGCGCUGGGGUGUGCCCGCUGCAGAUUUCGUUUUCAAAUGUGGGCUCUGAGCCUGCGAUGGAGCUUAUGCGAGACUUGUUGUGCUUGAACGAGGCUCUCGUUGGCCGUGUCGAGCGGCUCGAGAUUGGCUUAACGGGUGCUUCGUAUCUGGGCUUUCUCUCCAUAUUACAGUUUUUCGAUACCUCUUCUCUUCAAGAGGUUGCAUUCCACCAUGCUGGAUAUUUUAAUCUGCAUGAGACGGUCCCAAUCGAAGCUCUGCGGGCGCUCCAGCACGCACCGUAUCUGCAAAGUCUCUCUCUCGCGAGGAUACAGUGGUAUAAUACCGGCGGGGUCGUACUAGACUCUGUGACGACGCUCCAAGUCGACCUGGGCCACAAGCAUGAAGCGCUCCUCUCAAAGGCCCUCCAUUCGUUUCCCAACCUCCUCACCGACUCUUGGGAACCCGUCUGCGACGUGCAACUCCCCCAUCUCGAGUCCAUCGCGUUCGACCCGCGGAUAUGCCACUAUUACUUUCACAAACUCGACGCUCCAAAGCUCUCUUCGUUUACAGCGCGUAAUUUUACGCGACUUUCUCCUCGCUUCCUUGAGCAUCUGCCGCGCAAGCCGGUCCUCUCGACUUUGCGCUUGGAGAACUUUUCGCCAGACGAGGAUGUGUUUCAGGGACAGGACCGUUGGUCGUACCGAUCUCUUGAAUCACUCAAGGCCGAGUGGACGAGUCGGUAUUUGCCCGGCAUAGACGGCUUUGUCUCCUGUCUUCGCAACCAUUCGGAGGUUUCGACACUAGAGAUUAUCAGCAGUCAGAUAGAUGACCAAUAUAUCCAAGCAUUGGUGGAGGAUUCACUCUUGCUACAGCACAUGAAGACGUUGCGAUUACACGAUUGCCAAUCCUUCUCUCAAGCUGCAGUAGAGGCCCUUCGCUUUGCCCGCUCACACGACCCAGAGUUCACCUUGCAAUACACGACCGCAUAG
This is a messenger RNA of Serendipita indica DSM 11827, 1242 nucleotides long. Lineage: Eukaryota; Fungi; Basidiomycota; Agaricomycetes; Sebacinales; Serendipitaceae. The record is from the annotation of a GenBank genome assembly.